Molecule: messenger RNA, 4665 nt
Organism: Gilbertella persicaria
Lineage: Eukaryota; Fungi; Mucoromycota; Mucoromycetes; Mucorales; Choanephoraceae
Exons: 3
Coding region: 1-4665 (1554 amino acids)
Biological process (GO): mitotic spindle organization; microtubule-based movement
Molecular function (GO): microtubule binding; microtubule motor activity; ATP binding
Source: RefSeq, a predicted model, not a curated record
AUGGGUACUGCUGCUAAUGGUGCUGGCACAAAUCCAGCUGAUGAAGGCAUUGUACCUAGAUCCAUGGCACUUUUAUUUGACUUACUUCAUCAUAAUAAUCAAAAUGAAAGACCGAUUUCACCUACUUCUUCGGUCUCUUCUUCCACUACCACAUCCAACAAAAGCAGUAGACUUCGACCCAAAUCAAGGAUUGGACGUAGUUCUCAUGUGCCUCAAGUCAAUCAUUCACCCAAGACAAAGUUCACUGUCAAAGUGUCCUUUAUUGAAAUUUACAAUGAAGAUUUACACGAUUUAUUGAAUUCAGCUCCGAUGGAAGAACUGCCACCGAUUACAAUUCGUGAAGAUACCAAAGGCAGGAUUUAUUGGACAGGCGUCAAGGAAGUUACUGUUCAUAGUACAGACGAUGUUCUCUACUAUCUCGAGCAAGGUACCCAAAACAGAGCAACAGGUGCCACAGACAUGAAUGAAAAAUCAUCACGAUCGCAUGCUAUUUUUUCAGUAUCACUCAGACAAGAAAAAUGGGUGCCUUCAGAAACCAAGAAAAUGGCAAGACCUCAGAGUUCAUUAAGUUUGCGUUCUUCAAAGCAACCUCAAUUACCCCAAGAAGAAGGCGAAUGGCUUAUUACUACCUCUAAAUUUCAUUUUGUGGAUUUAGCAGGCAGCGAAAGAUUAAAACGAACAGCUGCUGAAGGUGACCGUCGCAAAGAAGGUAUCAAUAUCAAUGCAGGUUUACUUGCCUUGGGCAAUGUGAUUUCUGCUUUAGGAGAUCCUUCAAAAAAGAAUGUCCAUGUACCUUACCGUGAUUCAAAAUUGACUCGUCUUCUUCAAGACUCAUUGGGUGGUAGUGCCACUACACUCAUGAUUGCAUGUGCCAGUCCUGCAGAAUAUAAUUUAGCAGAAACCAUCAAUACAUUGCAAUACGCUAACCGUGCUCGAAACAUUAAAAAUCGAUCUGAAAAAAACCAAGUAGAAGAAUGGAUGACAACAGAAAAUGUUGAACUCUUACGCUCCAUUAUCGGAAAACUCAAAAACGAACUAAACUAUCUGAAAGCAAGCAACAAAAUAUCCUCCUCUUCCUCGCAGCCCCAUGAAGAUAUGGACGAUGCCAUGUCUUCUACUUCUUCAGCUCAUUCUAUGGAAGAAAUUUAUCAUGAACAACGCUUAUUGAUUGCAGAUCUUCAGCGACAAUUAGAAGAAUUAGAUGGUGAGGCCUCUGUUACAAGAGAACGAAAUCGCAUGGUUGAAAAGGAACUUCAGCGUGUGCGUCUGUUGGAAAGCAUGGCACAGAACCAACAAGUUGAUUUUCAACAUUUAGUUGAACCUGUCAUUGAAGAAUACGAAAAAAGUGUGAGCAAAUUAGAAUCUCAAUUGGCCAUGACAAAAGCAGCACUUAAUCAUUCGGAAAUGGGAUAUGAAGAACAACAGGCAAAAAUCACACAAUUGGAGGGCCUUAUUCGUACACAAGAACAGACAAUUAGCGAACUUCGAUCACGUUUGACUAAACUGCUUGAACGCGAACAAAGUAACGAGAGUUAUAUUCAUGAACUUGAAACAAAAUUGCUCAAGAGCGCCAGCGAGACGCAUAAAGAUCAAGAAAUGCUCAAUGAAUUAAAGACUCGUAUUCUCAAAUUUAAAGAGACAGAUGAAAAUACAGAACAGUACAUUAUCAACCUGGAACAACGUUUAGCUGCCAGUGAUGCUGAAAAGGCGCGUUUGCAGCAAUGCGUAGAAGACUUGGAAGCCAAGAUUGAAGCAAAAGAACGCACCAAUGUCGAACUGUUGAAGCGACUCUCAAAGACCAAUGUGUCCAAAGAAAAAAUGAUUCAAGACGAACUCAAUCAAGUGAAUGUUAAAUACGCUGAAUUAGAAAAGGAACGAGAUGUGCUUCAACAACAAAUUGAUCAGCUCCAAAAAGACCCAAGGCAUAGUUACUCAGAAACAAGUCAUGAUAGUCAGUAUGAUGAUGAAUUUAGUCAACGCAGACUUUCGAGCUCUUCAUCAUUGACAAGUGCUGGUAAAAAAGCACGCAAUAGCCGCAAGAGUUUUGCGGAUGAGCCCGAAGUGUCUAUGGCUGCUUUGAUUCAAACAGAAGCACGUCUCAAAGAAGAAACCGAGAGAGCAGAUCAUUUACAGCAUACACUCGAUCGUUUACAAUUUGAUCAUGAAGAGACUGUGAAAGAGCUUGACGAAGUAUUGCAACGGUACCAAGAAACACUUGAACAACUCGAAUUUGAACGUGACUCUAUAUCGAAUAGAAAAAGUACUGAUCUCAGUAAUGAAAUUGCACAAGCUACUAAAGAACAAGAAAAAGUAGCACUUGAGAACCAAAUCAAGGAUCUUGAGCAUCGUGUGCAAUCCUUGGCCAAGAAAAUUGCUAUUCAGGAUUCUGAACUCGAAAUUGCUCAUAAUACAAUACAGAAAUUAGAGCAAGAAUUAGAGACAGUGCAUAAACAAAGAGAAGAACAAGAAAAUGAUGACCAAGAUCUCAAGGCACUUUUGGCACAAGAAAAAAAACAGGCAUCUCAUUGGCGAAUUGUUCAUAAUGAGCUCAAGCAAGACAUGGCCAAGCUCACAAGUGAUUUAGACGGCAAGGAGCGAUUCAUUAGUCAACUGAAAGAAAAACUGGAUGAAGAUGGUACCAGCCGUGAAAGCCUUCAGACACAAUUAGAUCAAACAAGCCAACAAGCAACGGAAUUACAAAAGCGAUUAGCAGAAACAACGGCUUCUUUGGCUGUCUUAAAAGUGGCUCAUGAUGAACUUCAAAAGAAAUUAGAACAAGAACAAGCCAAAAACAAACUAGUCCAAAACAACCAAAAACUUGAGUCUGAACUUGCUCAUGCUCAGCAUAACCUGGAUACCAAAACAAAUGAACUCAACACUUUAUUAGCACAAGCAGUGUCUGAUAAAGAAGCUGCUUUACUAAAAUUGGCUGAGAUGGAACAAGACCAGACCAGCAACAUACAGAUGGACGAAUUAAAGCAGUCGUUUGAGACCACAUUUGAUGGCCUCAAAAUCCAGAUUUCGUCACUUGAAAAAGAAUUAGCAGCAUCAAAAGCAUUGACUGAAGAGCUCAAAGCUGAUCAUCAAGUCCAAAUCAACGAACUAACACUCAAUUUUGAGAAUGCGUCUCGGCAACUCUUGGAACAAAUUGCUGAAUUAGAGCAUGAGCUGGAACAGUCAAAAGCAACCCAUACCAAGGCUCUUUUAGAUCACGACAGUGAGAUGAUGGAACUCUCUAAAAACUUUGAACAUGUCACACGUGAAAUGGAAGACCAAAUAUCUGAAUUGGAAAGUGAAUUAGAAGCCUCUAAGGACUUGCAUCAAGAAAUCCUCUCCAGUCAUAAUGAACGCAUGCGCAAUGUGACACAGUCUACACAAAAAGAACAGCAAGAGACGCAACAGAAAUUAGAGCAUCAAAUUCAAGUACUUGAAGCUGAAUUGGCUCAACUAAAACAAUCUCAACAAAAACAACUGGCAAGCCACAGUACCAACAUAGACCAAGUCAAGUCAGAAUACCAACAGCAGUACGAUACACUCAAAAAACAAAGAGAUGAGAUGCAACUUGAAUUUGAAGCCAUGAAAACAGGUCAUGCUGACCAAUUACGUCAAAUGAAGAUUGAACAUGAACAAAAUAUGAAUCAUGGUCGAGCUACUUUAGAACAAGUUCAAAACAAACUGGACAUGUUGGUAGCUGACAAUGAAAAGUUGCAGAAAGAAAAGCAAACUUUAGAGACAGAAAUCAAGGCAUUACAACGAGAACUAGCGAAUUCACCUUCCCCUGUUCCUCCUCCUCCACCUCAAGUCACUAUUCAUAAAAACAACAGCUCAGAACGUGUGGCUGAAAAAAUUGCUCAAUUAGAAUCACAACUUCAAACUGCGUCACCCAAAAAUCAAACCACAUCUGUGAGUCUUCAACGACAACUAGAUCGCCUUCAAGUUCAGCUAAAAGAAAGCAACGACAUGGUUAAACAAUUAGAGGCAGAUGCCAAUGAACAUAGCACACAUGAGGCAGAGUUACGCCGCUUACAUGAUGAAAAACAAGCACAGGUUGAACAACAAGCCUCACAAAUGAAACAGCAGACAAAAGAGAUAGAGUCACUCUCGGUUCAAAUCAGACAACUCCAAGACAAUAGCCGCAUGACUGAUCUUGAGAAACAAAUGAAGCGUAUACAAGAAGAAAAUUCAGAAUACACAGCACUUGCAGAAGAACUUGAAAAAGAAAUCAACCGAGUGACAGAAGAGAAAGAAAGUUUGGCGGAUGCCCUGGAGGAGAACCAAGAAGCACUUGAGGAAUAUCAGCAGAAAUUAGAGCAAAUCCAAGCCAUGUUGGGCCUUUCAAACAAACAUGACCUUGCAGGCGAAUUAAAGCAGGUCAUAGAAGAAAGAUCGGCUAUGUCAACUAAAUUAGCUCAGAUGGAAGCACAAGACCAGUCAUCUGUGAACAAUAAGAUUGACGGAUCGGGAGCUCUGUCACAAACUAUGAUUUCUAAUGCCGAUUAUGAGCAGUUAAAGAAAGAUUAUCAAGAGCAAAUGAAGCAAAUGGUGUCUCGACAAGAAUUAGAAGAACAAGAGCAAAAAUACCAAGUGUCUGAGAAAGCAAGGAAGAAAUUGGAAAAGCAACUGGAAGAACUUUUGGCUAAAAAGUCUUCCUUUCUGUGUUUCUAA